Messenger RNA from Eleginops maclovinus (Patagonian blennie), 2280 nucleotides. It is a transcript of the gene crispld1a, whose product is annotated as cysteine-rich secretory protein LCCL domain containing 1a. The record is from RefSeq and is a predicted model, not a curated record. The transcript has 15 exons. Lineage: Eukaryota; Metazoa; Chordata; Actinopteri; Perciformes; Eleginopidae. Gene Ontology annotation, cellular component: extracellular region. Bases 232 to 1788 code for a protein of 518 amino acids.
CCCGAAAGAAGGAAGAAGCAGUUUUUUUAUCCAAACGGAGCGAAAGAGCACAUCUCUGUCUGGGUUUCUGUGUCAGCUCCACCUCUCUGAAGGAAGAGUUUUACUUCUUCUUCCUCCUGAAGUUUCCUCACAACUCUGACAGGAUCUCCAGAAGCGGGCUGCAGUCCAAUCCAUUAAAGACCAGGACGACCCACUCCUCUUCUCACCACCUCCACUAUCACUGUCCCCAGGAUGAGUUAUGCAUCUCCUCUGAGGGGGGGCGUCUCCCUGCUCCUGCUGCUGCAGACCGUCUCCUCCAUGGUGAUGCUCCCCAACUCCACGGGCUGGGGGCCGUUUCUGGACAAGUACCUGGACGAGGAGGGGGACUGGUGGGAGGCCAAGCAGAGGGGGAAGAGGGCCAUCACGGACAGCGACGCUCAGGUCAUCCUGGACCUGCACAACAAGCUCCGAGGCCAGGUGUACCCCCCUUCCUCCAACAUGGAGUACAUGGUGUGGGACACAGAGUUGGAGCGUACAGCGGAGGAGUGGGCUGAGACCUGCCUGUGGGAGCACGGACCAGCGAGCCUCCUGCCGCAGAUCGGACAGAACCUGGGAGCUCACUGGGGAAGGCACCGCCCCCCCACCUUCCACGUGCAGGCCUGGUACGAUGAGGUGAAGGAUUACUCCUUCCCGUACCCUCAGGAGUGUAACCCCUACUGCCCCUUCAGAUGCUCUGGCCCCGUUUGUACUCACUACACUCAGCUGGUGUGGGCCACCAGCAGUCGGAUCGGCUGCGCCAUCAACAUGUGUUACAACAUGAACGUGUGGGGGCAGAUCUGGGCCAAAGCCGUCUAUCUGGUCUGCAACUAUUCACCAAAGGGAAACUGGUGGGGGCACUCUCCUUACAAACACGGGACCCCAUGCUCGGCCUGUCCCCCCAGCUAUGGAGGUGGCUGCAAGGACAACCUGUGCUACAAAGAUGACAGCUCCAACCCAGCACAAGAGGAAAUGGAAGAAAACAACUUCAUCGAGCCGGAGGCCCCCCGCGCUCCACAGAAGCCCCGGCCCAGAGCCUCCAAGCCGGACCCCCCCAGUGUCCCCGCCCCGGCCCCCACCAAGCCCCCAACGGAGGACCUGCAGAAGAAUGAGAUGGUCAACACACAGCAGAUGUCUCAGCUGGUGACCUGUGACACCAAGCUUCGAGAUCAGUGUAAAGGGACACCAUGCAACAGAUACGAGUGUCCAGCCGGCUGCCUAGAUGCUACAGGAAAAGUAGUUGGCACAGUUUACUAUGAAAUGCAAUCCAGCGUGUGCAGAGCCGGUUUGCACGCUGGAGUCAUAGAUAAUGAUGGAGGAUGGAUGGAUGUGACGAGGCAAGGCAGGAAGGACUUUUUCAUCAAAUCCAACAAGAACGGAGUCCAGUCUCUCGGGAAGUACCUCAGUGCUAAUUCCUUCACAGUUUCCAGAGUAGCAGUGAAAGCUAUAACAUGUGAAACCACAGUCGCACCGAUGUGUUCAUACCAAAAACCUGCAAAACACUGUCCCAGGUUAUACUGCCCGAGAAACUGUUUAGAGGAGAACCCUCACAUAUCCAGAGUGAUCGGCACCAGGAUAUACUCUGAUAAGUCCAGUAUAUGCCGAACAGCGGUGCACGCUGGAGUCCUCCGGAACGAUCUGGGGGGGUACAUCGAUGUGAUGCCGGUCGACAAGCGGAAAAAUUACAUUGCUUCACAACAAAAUGGCAUUUCUUCAGAGAGCCUUCAGAACCCCCCCGGAGGAAAAGCUUUCCGGGUGUUCGCUGUGAUUUGAGUGCCCCAGAGGGCGGCUUCACCAAAAAGAAAGCGCACUUGUGCUGUUGAAAAGGCGGCAAUCAAGCCCUGUUGUCAAACUGAAAUGUUUUCUGGCUCUGCUACACACCGGGGGUCGUAGGUCGGUACUAUGCCAGCGUACACCUAGCAAAGAAAACUCGAUACACACACACACACACACACACACACACACACACACACACACACACACACACACACACACACACACACACACACACACAUUGCAUUGCAUUGGGUUUUCACAUGGUCCUCCAGCAGGAAAGGUCUUACCUGUAAAUAUCUCUGAAUAUCUUGCUGUACAUACGUGUAAAUAGUAUUCCACGUGUUUGUCUUUGUGCCAUUUUCAUGUCAACAAACAGCUGUGUACGAUUUAUAGAAACAAUACGCUUUAACUUUAUAAAGGCACUUAAAGAGGAAUCCCAUUAGUAUUUUAUUAAGUCUGGCACAUUUUUACUGGUGCUCUGUGGGGGGG